AAAUGAGUUUGUAGCUCGUUGUUAACCUUACGACGGUAGGAAAGAUGCGUCGUUUGUGAUUUAACAACAUUUUGCUAUAUUAUUGAUCCCGGAAAUUCGAAUCUGUGAAUGUCUUUCUAACUUUACCGAAGUGAAAAACAUUUUAAACACAUUAAGUGAGCCUUAACACCUGCGUUUUGUUGCGACAACAGACGGAGUUUUGCAACAGGUGAUUUUUUUUAUUGAGAGUCUCACUUUGGCGCUGUUUGGACCGUUUUUCUAAGCUACUGUUAUUUUUUUGGAGUGGGGUCUGAAAUGAGUGCGGACUUUGCGUUCAUAUAUUGAGUUAUUCGUAGGCUCCGAGUGAACACCAGCUUGUGACGGAGGGGCGAGCAGCCAGGAGGUCCCUGCUUCUAAAUGAUCAGCUCGGUGUGCGUUUCGUCUUACCGGGGGCGCAAGUCAGGCAACAAACCUCCAUCUAAAACAUGCCUGAAGGAGGAGAUGUAUAGAGGGGAAGACUCAGACAAAAUUGUCAUCAACGUGGGCGGCACUCGACAUGAAACCUACAAGAGCACCCUCAGGACCCUGCCGGGCACCCGCCUGGCAUGGCUGGCAGACCCGGAUCUGCAGGUCAACUCGGAUGCUGCGCCCACGAGUGCCGAGUUAUUCUUCGACAGACACCCGGGCAUCUUUGCCUACGUGCUGAACUACUACCGAACCGGCAAGCUGCACUGCCCGGCCGACGUCUGUGGGCCGCUCUUCGAGGAGGAGCUGGCGUUUUGGGGGAUUGACGAGACCGACGUGGAGCCGUGCUGCUGGAUGACCUACCGGCAGCACCGGGACGCUGAGGAGGCCCUGGAGACAUUUGAACCGCCGGACCCGGAGACAGACGACGACAGAGAGAUGCCGAGGCGGUUCGGCAUCGAGGACUGUCCCGACAGGUCGAGGGGUUGCUGCGAAAUGUGGCAGCCAAAGGUCUGGGCCUUGUUUGACGACCCUUACUCGUCCAGAGCAGCCAGGGGAGUGGCGUUUGCUUCUCUAUUUUUCAUCCUGGUGUCCAUCACCACUUUCUGCCUGGAGACCCAUGAAGCCUUCAAUGAACUGAAGAACCGGACAGAGCAGGUUGUUGUUGGAAACGUCACAAGCAAUGUGCAGACGCAGGAGAUGGUGACCAGGCCCAUCCUCACCGUGGUGGAGGGCGUCUGUGUGGUCUGGUUCACAUUUGAAUUCUUGGUGCGUAUAGUCUGCUGCCCAAACAAGGUGGUCUUCAUCAAGAACACGCUCAACAUUAUUGACUUUGUGGCCAUUCUGCCAUUCUACCUGGAGAUGGGCCUGAAGGGUCUGUCAUCCAAAGCUGCCAGCGACGUGCUGGGCUUCCUCCGUGUAGUGCGGUUUGUUCGGAUCCUCCGAAUAUUCAAGCUGACACGGCACUUUGUAGGCCUACGCGUGCUGGGCCACACACUGCGGGCCAGUGUCAAUGAAUUCCUCCUCCUCAUCAUCUUCUUGGCCCUAGGUGUACUCAUCUUUGCCACCAUGAUAUACUACGCUGAGCGCAUCGGAGCCAGUCCCAGCGACCCCACAGGCUCCAACCACACACAUUUCAAGAACAUCCCGAUCAGCUUCUGGUGGGCCGUGGUCACCAUGACGACACUGGGCUACGGAGACAUGUACCCAAAGACUUGGCUGGGCAUGAUGGUGGGGGCACUAUGCGCGCUGGCCGGGGUGUUGACCAUCGCCAUGCCCGUCCCCGUUAUCGUCAAUAACUUUGGGAUGUACUACUCGCUGGCCAUGGCCAAACAGAAGCUGCCAAGAAAGAAGAAGAAGCACAACCCUAACCCAGAUGCUCCGACUGACUCAGUCUCGUUUGGAAAGUCUGAAACAAACUCACACAGAGACAGCACUCAGAGCGACACGUGUCCUCUGGCUGCUGAGGAGAACGUCAGCAGGAACCACUCAGACUCCAAACAGAACGGGGAUGCAAAUGUGGCCCUUUCAGAGGAAGAAGGCUGCAGCCUGACCCAGCCGCUGUCCCCCAGUGAAAAGUGGUCCCUGCGGUGCUCCAGAGGGCGAGACAAAACUAAUAAGGAGGCCACCUGCUUCCUCCUAACCUCUGGAGACCCCAACGUCCAUACUGAGAGCUGUAAAGACAUCCUCGCUGACACUGGAAACUACGCUCAGCCGGAGGUCACCACGCUGACCUGAUGCUGAUUGGCAACGAAAAGGAGAAAGAUUAUGAACUUUUGGUGGAGUACAUGCUGUGCAGAGCUUCUUUUUCUCCUUGAAUUAACGGCAGUGCAAGAUUUUUUUUUUAAUGUAAUACAUCCAAAUGCCUGUAGUAGAAAAUUAGUUGUGUAGCAGAUUUACCAUAUGUACACUCAUUUACAUGUUACAACCUUUUUACAUGUGAUGCAUGAUCAUUGUACCAUUGUAUAAUGUAUACUUUAAAUAUUAGCUACCAUUAAAGUAGCUCUAUGAGUUCCUGCAUAGUUUCAGCACAAUUUCAUUUUUGUGUCAAAUCGUGGGCAUCUCUCCUUGAUACGCUAGCUGCCUGCCCCCUGAAUACACUGUGAAAAAGCCCGGUCUUGGUAAACAACACAGAGGUCGUAAACGACUAGGGGCUCAGGCUGUGCACCAAAAUACAACAAACCCCAUUCCAGCCAAUCCCCAACAAGAUGGUUGGGGAAGGGGGUGGGGGUUAGUGACAGUUAGUCAUAACAGUUACACAAACAUGGGGGGCGGGGCUUGUUCUGCUUUGUUUGGUAUUUUCUUGGAACGUCAACAGAAGUGACUUCAUGCAGGAACUCAAAGUGCAUCUUUUAAUAUGUUUAUCAUUUAGUGAACAUGUCAUAGCCUGUCUUAAAGACCCUAAAAAGGCUUCUUGUUGGCCAAAGGGGUCCAACAUGAACACAAUUUUCUGAGAUUAUUAGAACAGUUUUGGUUAUUUCACAUCACAGAUUUCUGUUUCUUUUUUUCCUUUGUGCUUUUCUGGCAGGUUCAAAGUGGGCGGGGCUCAGUUGGAAAAAAGUGAUAUAAUUUACUUCCAUGCACCAAACAGGAUUUAGCAACAUUUGAAUCUGAUGACAGUUGGUUGGUUGUUUGGUCACUCUCAGACACACUGAUCAAAUCACACCCACACAAUCCUGACGUGGCAGAUUAGCUGGGUUUUGGGGUCGUAAAGCCUUAAUAAUAUUAUUAUAUUGGUUAUUGGUCAGUUUUGACUGUUACUUAUUUAGACAUGAAUUUUUAAUGUUAUGGAGAAAGACUUUUCAUUGGUUUAAUCUGACAUUCUGAAGUGAGAAUGUUUUAACCAUAUGGCAACAUUGUUUGUUAAUAAGAUGUUGCAUUAUGUGCAGAAAAAGUGAGUUUUUGGGACAAAAAAA
This is a messenger RNA of Etheostoma spectabile (orangethroat darter), 3359 nucleotides long. It is a transcript of the gene kcnc4, whose product is annotated as potassium voltage-gated channel, Shaw-related subfamily, member 4. Lineage: Eukaryota; Metazoa; Chordata; Actinopteri; Perciformes; Percidae. Gene Ontology annotation, biological process: action potential; protein homooligomerization; potassium ion transmembrane transport. Gene Ontology annotation, molecular function: protein binding; delayed rectifier potassium channel activity. The transcript is spliced from 4 exons. The record is from RefSeq and is a predicted model, not a curated record. Gene Ontology annotation, cellular component: axon terminus; presynaptic membrane; dendrite membrane. Bases 397 to 2181 code for a protein of 594 amino acids.